This is a messenger RNA of Dermacentor silvarum, 6345 nucleotides long. RefSeq names its product mitochondrial chaperone BCS1. Gene Ontology annotation, cellular component: mitochondrial inner membrane. Lineage: Eukaryota; Metazoa; Arthropoda; Arachnida; Ixodida; Ixodidae. The record is from RefSeq and is a predicted model, not a curated record. Bases 280 to 1551 code for a protein of 423 amino acids. The transcript is spliced from 9 exons. Gene Ontology annotation, biological process: mitochondrial respiratory chain complex III assembly; protein insertion into mitochondrial inner membrane from matrix. Gene Ontology annotation, molecular function: ATP binding; ATP hydrolysis activity.
GCUGGAGUUCACAUAUAACACACUCCGCACGACCUGAGAUCUUUUAUGAUUCCUCAGCUUGAAUUUAAAAAACGAAACUGAUACCCGGGCUGCGAGCCGGCGUGCGAUCUUGUGGUUCACACGAGGUUCCUCCAAAGUAUCGUGCACGCGAAGUUUGAAACGUUACGUACUUCGAGUGCAGCAGUUAUUACCAUAAUGACAAGAUCUUAGGUCUGUAAAUCGACGCAUCUACAAGUUCUUGCCUUCACUUUUCGGCUACAGUACGGCCUCAGGACAGAGAUGACCGUGGCCGAGUAUCUGUCGCAGCUUGGCACCAACCCAUACUUUGGGGCUGGCUUUGGGCUCUUUGGGGUUGGUGCAGCAGCGGCAGUACUACGGAAGGGAAUGCAGGUUGGCAUGGUGCUGUUUCGGCGCCACUACAUGAUCACCCUGGAGGUGCCCUGUCGGGACAAGAGCUACCAGUGGCUGCUGCAGUGGAUCACACGGCACGCUCGCCACACGCAGCACCUGAGCGUCGAGACCACCUUCCUGCAGCCCGAGGCCGGUGGGAGUGCGCGCACCUCCUUCGACUUCAUACCCAGCGUGGGCACCCACUUCUUUGGGUAUGGGGGCUCAUGGAUCCGAGUUGAACGCAGCCGGGAACAGCACACCUUGGACUUGCACAUGGGCGUGCCUUGGGAAACCGUGACGCUAACUGCACUGGGCCGAGACCGGCAACUCUUCUUCCGCCUCCUUGAGGAAGCUCGUGCCCUUGCCCUGGAGAAGGAGGCUGGCCGCACAGUUGUCUACUGUGCCAUGGGCUCAGAGUGGCGACCCUUUGGGCUGCCUCGGCAGCGGAGGCCCUUGGACUCGGUUAUCCUGGAUGCUGGCAUAGCCGAGCGUCUGCUAGCUGACAUCCGGGAGUUCAUCGCCAACCCCCAGUGGUAUGCUGAACGAGGCAUCCCGUAUCGAAGAGGCUACCUGCUGUAUGGGCCCCCAGGCUGUGGCAAGAGCAGUUUCAUCACAGCUCUGGCAGGUGCCCUUGAGUACAGCAUCUGUGUGCUCAACCUGAGUGAGCGGGGCCUCUCGGACGACCGGCUGCAGCACCUCAUGUCGGUGGCACCCCAGCAGAGCAUCAUCCUGCUCGAGGACAUUGAUGCUGCAUUUGUCAGCAGGGAGGAGAGCAGCACAGUUAAGGCAGCCUAUGAGGGGCUCAGCAGGGUGACGUUCAGCGGUCUGCUCAACAUGCUGGACGGAGUGGCCUCUGCCGAGGCGCGAAUCGUGUUCAUGACCACCAAUCAUCUGGACCGGUUGGACCCCGCCCUCAUCCGUCCUGGUCGCGUGGACGUGCGCGAGUUCGUGGGUCCUGCGAGCGACCAUCAGCUGGCGGCGCUGUUCCGUCGCUUCUACCCGCAGGAAGGCGAGGCCGAUGCCGGCGCCUUCGUCCAGGCCGUGCGGCAAGAGUUCGGAGAGAUGCCCCUGAGCAUGGCACUGGUGCAAGGUUACUUCCUCUUCCACAAGGAUGAACCACGGUCGGCCAUCCAAAACGUCGCACAGAUGGCCAAGUUGUGACCACGGCGUGGCCCACUGGGCGUGCCACUUUAGUUGUAGCAGUAUACAUAUGUGCAAAUAACAAUUUAUGCUGGAUGAAAGAGAUGCAGAGUUAUUUUGACUUCAGCCAACUGUAAAAGGCAGAUGGGAGAUGAAAGAAAGACCAUGCCUAUAAUCGCUUCACAUUUUGCUCUUUUGUCUGAUUGUACAGUCGAGUCCCGCUACAACGAAAAUCAUGGGGCACGCUAAAAAUUUCGUUGUGGCAGAACUUUGUUGACUCGAAAUUGGUAUGUAUAUACAGUACAUGCGCCAAACGACAAAGCCGGGAUCGAAACCAAAACUGUCGUCCGGGAAAUCGCGACGGCGUGAGGGCAAAGGUUUAGACAUAUCGAAGGCAGUCGAUAAAGUGUCAACUUCAUGAGAGAAUGCAUUUCGUACCGCUGUUACAGCAUUUUUCGUACAUUGCAGCCGACGCCUAACCCAACGCGCGUGCCCGGCCGAUCGCGAAACACUCAUUUUGCGGCACAUGCAUCAUUGCAAUGAAGCGGUUUUAAUUAUCGCAAUUUCACUGCAUUUUUAUGACAAAGUCGGUCAGUCUGGAUUUCUUAUGCUCCACGGCAAGCAAAGGCGUUAUGCGAGUCUCACAGUCCGUUAAAAGAGCCAUCACAAUGUCAUUGCCGUGGGUUCUGAUAACUUUUCUGAUGAGGUGAAAAGGAUACUUUACUCUCAAAGCAGUCGCCGGAGUCAGUGUGUCUAGCGCAGUGGCGCACCGACGGGGGGGGGGGGGGGGGGGGUUCGGGGGUUUUAACCCCCCACCCCUUACUGCCGACCUUACCCCCUUUUUUUUAACUCCUUUUCUUUCCGUGCGCAUUUGAGUACUGCAACUAAGAUGUAAGAUGCGCAAUCGUCUGCGCACUCGCAAAAAGCGCAUUUUUUGACAAUUUACCAUGAAGAAAUUGAAAUUAGUGCUGUUUAGAUGGUAUUGGCAAACUGUCAACCCCCCCCUGGCAGAGAUCCUCGGUGCGCUACUGGUCUAGCGGAUUGUCAUUUUCCCCAGACGACGAGACGUUAGCAUCUUGUUGACAACAGCGGCUGCGGCGCGGCUGCUCGGGCGCUAUCUUGAAAGCAAUCUGCGACGUGCACAAGUGAGCGCGCAGGCAGGCUUGAUCUUCGAAGCGAUCUGCGAUGUGGGCAAAGUGCAACUAGUGCCAGUAGAGCCGUGUGCACUGUGCUUUCUACGUUUAGUUCGCGGUGAAGCAAGAGACGGCACGGAGGUCAAUUCGCUCGCUGCUAUUGCCGCGCCUACUCACUCCAAUGUGUUGACACCGAGUUUCCGUGGUCAUCGAGCGAGAUGUGUUCAUGUUUACCUGUGCGUGCGUGACACCAUGCUCAUUAAUUUAGUUAGCGAAUGUUUACAAGUUUCUAUGGCCAAUAAAACUACUAUCCUUAGUUCGUAUAGUUGUCUACUAAUCUGCUAUCACAAUCGGAGCUUCGCCUUUCAGGCGAAACUGCGAGAUUUUUUGCUUCCGCUUUCUGCCUCGGCGAUCACAUGUGCCUUCUCCUCGACAGAGAGGAACUUACACUUCUUCGUUGGUAUAGCCAUUUCGACCGGACACAGACCACAGAAAAUGGCAGCUAUUGCGGUGAUCCCCUGCAGUCCCGCGCAGGCGUGUGAUGACCACCCGUGGCUGUGGAUUGCAGUGGCUUAAAUCGGUACUUUGACAUUGAUUUCGUUCGUGAAAACUUCGUUCAAGUGGACGUACGAUUGUCACAGCUUUGGAAGGGCCUUCUUAAUUUAUUACUAAGCAGUUUCAAUUUCAAUUCAGUCCCAGUUUCGUUCUCGAAAAGUUUGUUGAAGCGGAAAUACCGAGUAAAACGCCUUCGUUAUGAAGGGACUAUUGUUGUAUUACUUUCUAUGAGCAGCUGAUGGGGAAUUGGAAAAUUUUCGUUGUAGCGGCAAUUUCAUUGUAGCGGAAUUUGUUAUAUUCAGCCGUAGUAGUAAUCGAUUUUAGAGUAAUACAAUAGUAAAUAGGAAUUUUAUUAGCGGUCUGUGAAUAGUACUUUGCGAGACCAAAUCAAAUAGUGUAGAAACGAAUCAAAUCGAAUAUUGUUCAUAGUUUUCGAAUAAUGAACUGCCAUUCUCACCAUUGAUCUUCAUGUCCAAGCGUAUUGGCAAUGAUAGCAAGUUUCUUUCAUUACACUGUGCAUUUUGAACAUUGGUUUGUAAAAAACAGGAAUGACAUUACGAGCAAACAAGCACUUUAUUCGCAUAGUCGGGACUCAUUGAUCAAUAUAAGUGCGAAUGAUAGCAGUUUAACCUAAAAAGUGUGGCUCCAUUAGUGGCAGCGUCCUCCAUUAUGUAACUCCUCGAGUUUUAUGUGUACUAUGGCUGCCAAGAUGAAAUUUAUCGCAUAGUUGGCAAUUUGAAUUUUGAAAAAAAAUUUGUAUUUACAGAUACAUUCGAUUCAAAGACUGGAUCGCAUAUUAUAUUAUUAGAUUCUUUCUAAAGUUUCGAAGAUUCGCUCAGCCUAAGAAGUAAAUAUACUGCGGUCGUUAGCAUGCAAUCGGCUUUUGCAUGCUAAUGACCGCAGUAUGUUUACUUCUUAGGUUUGAUAUAGUUAUUUUCGUUAUUAUCACUAUCGGAAACAACAAUUCAGGCAAGAGAAAAACAAUGCACUUAGCAUAUUAGUUUUUGCUCAUUCUGGAAGAAGACAAUGAAUGCAAGUUAAGUUUCCAUUUGCGGAGCUGCCUUUCCAUAAAUAAUAAAGUUUUCAUCUACUGAUGCCACCUAUUAGAGGCCAGCUUUUCAGCAAUAAAAAGGCAUGUUCUCAUCGCCUCUAAAGACUGCAUAAAAUAAAUGUGCAUAUAACGAACUCACAAUAAACAUACUACCAAGAUCAUUCAUCUGUCCCAAAAAUAGCUGCAGUUUGUUCUACAGGGACUGCUAUAUGUCACCACAUGAACCUUUGGUCGUGCCGAAGUGAUCGCUAGGAGUUCACAUUAUGCCAUAAACCAGGGGCGAUAGAAAAGAUGACAAGCAAAUUGUUUAGUAUGCACCAUUGUAACCAGAAAAGCCAAGCAGGGAAGUAUAUGACAUAUACGGAGGCAUAUUUAUUUAUUUAUUUUGUUUACAAUACUGCUAGCACCAGGGGGAGUCAUUGCAGAGUGGGUAGCAAACAAUGAUUACAUCAUGACAAGUCUCUCAAACAGAGAGCAGUAAAAAAAUCACAUCGUGAUUACAUAUAUACAAAUAUGUAUACAUACAUAAAAAUAAGAGGAAGAAUGUGUACAAAGGACCGUAAUGAAUUUUUCGAAAUUUUCGCUGUCUUCUGUUUCAACUGCGUGUGAGUGUAAGUCAUUCGACUCUGUUAUUGUUUGCUGGAGGAAAGAAUACUGAAACACAUAAUUUUUUGGGAGCUGGAAUGGGACUAUUGAAAGACUGUGCUAGUAGCAUAACCUGCAGAAAAAUGCACAUAGUUAGAUGUGUCACUCUUUAAGUGCCCUUGAAUGAUUUUAAACUUAAAGAGUAAUUGUGGAAUUUUAUUCCUCUCCAAGGUGUUUUUUAGACCAGCUUAUGCCACCACUCUACAAACCGAUACCCUGCCAAGUGAUUGAAAAUAAAUCUCAACGCUUUAUUUUGAACUCUUUCUAAUCUUUUGAUAUUAACUAACCUCAGUAAAAGGGUCCCAAGUAAUAUUAGCGCACUCAAGAAUGGGUAAAAUAAGUCUUAUAUACUGUAAGCUUUGUUUCCCAUGAAGAAUUGUGAAGGGAAAGUUUCAUGUAAUGGUAGUUUACACAUUGCCUGGUUAGUGAUUUGGGUUAUGUGAUUGUUCAAAUGCAGAUUAUUGCAAAUAUGAGGACCUAGAUAUUUGUAAUGCUCGAUACAUGAUAGUAUGUUUCCAUCCAGUAGGUAGUCCAAUAGCAGGACACUCGCCUUAUUUGUUACAGACAUGACAGCACUUAAUGUUUACGGACAUUUUCCAUAUGGUGCACCACUGAAACAGUUGGUGAAGUUCUGUGUUUAGUUGACGCUGAUCCUCAGUUGAAUUAACGGUGUAUAAUACACAUUCAUCUGCGUAAAGUCUGAUUUUAAGAUUAUGUCCAUCAACAAUGUCAUUUAUGUAUAGAAGGAACAAUAACGGGCCUAGCACCUAAUCUUGAGGAAUGCCUGAAACAGUUGGAAGCAAAUCUGAAGAGACUUUAUUAAAAGUGACAUAUUUGUUAUGUCGGCCGGACGGUGCGGCCGAACGGAUGCACCACACCACACAUCGUAGCCCAGACGAACGGGAGCCCUUUAUUCAAGGAUGUCUGUCCUAUAUAUACAUACUAUAUCGAGUGUGGCGCCACAUCUUGGCGUCUACAGAUAAUCGCAGAUGAGUGGCGGCACCUGGUGCUAUUGCACGACACUACAUCUUUCCCUCCCGGGAAGAAACGUAUGAAUCAUUAGAAAGUCCAGUCCGCACAAAGCAAUCACAAUUGCAGUCACUGUCUGUACACAGAAAUCACAAAACAGUCACUAUCUGUGUGAACACUCACUGCUGUCAAAUCACUGCACGUAAUCUUGGAAGCGCACUGGAGGUCUGCGAUUUCUCCUUGGCCGGUCAGGCGGUGGCUCGGCAUCGAGUCCAUUGCCUUCUACCGGUACACUGCACUCCACCGUGCGAGAGCCUGAAGCCAGGGUAUGCGGUUGCGAACCUUGCGGCUGUGGUGGGCUCGGCGGCACGGGUAGUGGUACAGGGCGUGAGGGAGACGCAAGUUGAUCAGCGGAACUCGCUUCCUGCGUUUGAUGCGGACCAGCAGGCGUAGUGAUCCAAG